Molecule: messenger RNA, 507 nt
Organism: Protopolystoma xenopodis
Lineage: Eukaryota; Metazoa; Platyhelminthes; Monogenea; Polystomatidea; Polystomatidae
Source: the annotation of a GenBank genome assembly
GUUUGUCGCUGGUCUGGCUGCCCAGAUGCUGGACUUCUUCGAGGUCCAUUCUCCUUGCUAAGCCACAUCAGUGAACAUCAUUGCAACCAACCUAGCAUGCUGUUUAAGAUAGGGAAUUCGAUUGGCAGCCAUUGCCCCCUAUCAGGCGUUGAUAGGACAAGUGCAGACUGCCUUUCAACUGGAACCGAACCUUUCAAUAGUCCUGUAGACGCUAGUCUUAGCCAAAGUUCUCGUUUGCCAUUGCUCUUGCAAUCCCCAAUGCCCUGCGUGACCUCAACUGUAGCGGAUUCCUCCGCCACAUUCUCUAAGCCAUGGGUCGAAGAAGCUCAGUACAAUCAUACACAACAAUCCUGUAGUUUCCAGACAGCUCUGCAGCGUUGCAUCACUCUCCAAACAGAGCCGCUAUCUUUACCUCCCCACGAGGGUCCUGUCACUAAACAUCUACGAUUAACUGCAGCAUUAACCUUGAAAAAUUUGGCCGUCCAUUCUGAAAGAGCACGUCGGUAA